Molecule: messenger RNA, 1521 nt
Organism: Rhodamnia argentea
Lineage: Eukaryota; Viridiplantae; Streptophyta; Magnoliopsida; Myrtales; Myrtaceae
Product: WAT1-related protein At5g07050-like
Exons: 7
Coding region: 114-1313 (399 amino acids)
Cellular component (GO): plasma membrane
Molecular function (GO): transmembrane transporter activity
Source: RefSeq, a predicted model, not a curated record
AAACUCCUCUUUCCAAGUGUUUCUUCCUCUGCAUCCUCUCACCAUCCGCCUUCUUCCUCUUUCACCUUCUCUUCUGUUCUAAGUUACUCCAAGCAACCCCACAGGGGAAAAAUAUGGAGGGAAAAGCAGGAAGUUGGGGCGACUUCAUGCGGAGGGCGAGGCCAUACAUUGCCAUGGUGUCGCUGCAGUUCGGGUACGCCGGCAUGAACAUCAUCACCAAGGUCUCCCUCAACCGCGGCAUGAGCCACUACGUCCUAGUCGUCUACCGCCACGCCUUCGCCACCGCUGUCAUCGCCCCCUUCGCCCUCAUCCUCGAGAGGAAGGUGAGGCCAAAGAUGACAUUCGCCGUGUUCAUGCAAAUCUUUGUGCUCGGCCUUCUCGGGCCGGUGAUCGAUCAGAACCUUUACUACGCGGGUCUGAAGUUCACGUCCCCGACCUUCUCUUGUGCCAUGAGCAACAUGCUCCCCGCAAUGACUUUCGUCAUGGCGGUUCUCUCUAGGAUGGAAAAGGUGGAUAUGAAGAAAGUGAGGUGCGUGGCGAAGGUGGUGGGGACGGUAGUGACGGUGGGCGGCGCCAUGCUGAUGACGCUGUACAAGGGAAAUGUCCUCAACUUCCCGUGGUCCGCACAUGCCCACGGCCACGCUGCAAACGGCUCCGAGGUGCCGGAACCCACCGACAAGGACUGGGCCAAGGGCUCCAUCUUCCUCAUCAUCGCCACCCUCGCUUGGGCCUCUUUCUUCAUCCUCCAGGCAGUGACCUUGAAGAGAUACGCAGCACAUCUCUCCCUGACGGCCUUGGUGGUGUUCAUGGGCACGCUUCAGUCCAUUGCCGUGACGUUUGUGAUGGAGCACAGGGCUAACGUUUGGUCCAUCGGCUGGGACAUGAACCUUCUCGCCGCUGCCUAUGCUGGGAUAGUGUCGUCGAGCAUUGCAUACUACGUUCAAGGGCUGGUCAUGAAGAAACGAGGCCCGGUCUUCGUCACCGCCUUCAGCCCCCUGAUGAUGAUUAUCGUGGCCAUCAUGGGUUCCUUCAUCCUCGCCGAGAAAAUCUACCUCGGCGGGGUUCUCGGUGCUGUCCUGAUAGUAGCCGGGCUCUACUCGGUGUUGUGGGGCAAGCACAAGGAGUUACAGGAGAAGGAGGCAGAGGAGAUCCCUGAGCCGGUCAAAGACCAUCAGAACGGCCACACGCAUGACCUUGAAGCUGCUCAUAACAACGGCCUCGAGUUGCCGAAUCACGACUUCUCGGUCGUGACCGUGACCGGCCCGAUCAUUCAGCCUCCCAUGGUCGCCGUGGAGGCCCCGAGGCCCAACUGAUCUGCCGCAACUUAACAUCGAGAGAAAACUGAAGAGUUUAGUAAUGAAAUGAGAAUAAGAGGGGGGAAGAGAGGGAGGGGCUUUUUGAAUUUUUCUUCUUCUUCUUUUGUUUUUUUUUUUUUUUUUGGUGUUUUUCAUUUUUUUGAGAUUACUGACGACGACGGCCCUUUGGUGCCCUGUAACACUAUGAUGAACACGAAAAAAAUUU